UGCACUCACACUUCACACUUCAGUAGUUGAGAUCUCGCCACCUUGAUAGUUGUCGACGAGCUAAAUUUUCGAACUUCUGUGCUUAGCUUGAUUUGCUUUCGAACUCCGCCUACUUCUUCGGAGAAAAUGCCUUCCUUUGAGCAUGAGCUGGAGUUGGGAGUAUCAGCUGCUGCAAUGUGGGCAGCCAUGAAGGAUCAGAACACCAUCCUCCCCAAACUCAUGCCCGAGGCGAUUGCCAGCAUCGAGAAUGUCGAGGGCGAAGGUGGCCCAGGAUCUCUCCGCGUUGUCAAAUUCGGACCAAUGGUUCCGAACGGUGGAUCUGUGAAGGAGCGCAUGGUGAGCCUUGACAUCGAGGGCUGCUCGGUUGUGUCAGAGGAGGUCGAAGGAGGACACUUGACUCAAUUCGGAUUCACCAAGUGGAUGCAGACUUUGAAAUUGACGUCCACAGGGGAGAACACAUCGAAAUUGCACAUUUCUGCCGAAUUUGAGGGUGGAUCCGAGGAGAGCAUCGCCAUGUCCGGUGAGAUAACGAAGCAAGGACUCAACAACACCUUCAAGGCACUCGAGCAAUACGUGAAGACCAGCGCUUAAUUUCCUAAAGUCUCGAAAUCGCAUUCAGUCUAUCAACCAGCAGUAUGUAUCAUUUGUUGAAACAUACCACGGUGAUUAUCAUCAUGGGGCGAGACCUCCAUGGUUUGAAAAUGUGAGGUUUUCUUAUACUGGAGUCGGUAUGAAAUCAGCCUCGUAAGCAAACGAGGUAGUGUCCAGAUCGUCGUCUAAGCAUCUGUUUCUUUGAUCAUUUGAGAAGUGCAUAUAAAAUCGAUUUAGUUUUCGAAUUUGAGAGAGUCGGCUGCAGUCUAGGUGGUCAUUCUGUCCCUCGGAGGGUCCAAUCACCGAAGCUGGGAGCAACGUCACUCUCCUUAUGCUUCAUAGUAUGUAACAUAAUCUUUAAGAAAAAUCAUGACUGUUUAUG
This is a messenger RNA of Marchantia polymorpha subsp. ruderalis, 973 nucleotides long. The record is from the annotation of a GenBank genome assembly. Lineage: Eukaryota; Viridiplantae; Streptophyta; Marchantiopsida; Marchantiales; Marchantiaceae.